This is a messenger RNA of Vitis riparia (riverbank grape), 2262 nucleotides long. Its product is annotated as inositol phosphorylceramide glucuronosyltransferase 1. The coding region runs from base 374 to 2014 and encodes 546 amino acids. Gene Ontology annotation, molecular function: glycosyltransferase activity. The record is from RefSeq and is a predicted model, not a curated record. The transcript has 10 exons. Lineage: Eukaryota; Viridiplantae; Streptophyta; Magnoliopsida; Vitales; Vitaceae.
UGAUUUCCAGUUUUCCCACUCCAGAAAACAAAUAUGACCCUUCUUUCAGUUUAACGGUCAACCCUAAUUGCUGUUGAAGCCUCGCUUGGAGAAAUUGCAGAGAAUAUCACCUUACAGGAGCCAAGAGGAUAGACGAAAACUAAUCAAAGCCCAUUUCGAACUUUCAAUUUUGGGGGCCUUCACCAUAAAAAAAAGCCCUUUUCAAUUGAACUUUUCCUUCUGUUUUUUCUUUUCCCUUUUUUUUUCCCAGAUAAUUCCACCCUUUUUCUUCUUUCUCCAGAAAAUUCGCGCUUUUUACUUGAUAAAAUUUGGAUCAGCGUCACUAGUUUGGAUCCUGCCUUUAUCUUGGCUCGAAAUUGUUUUUCGAGUUACGAUGAAAUCGAGGCUUUUCAAUUUUUGGUUUUUGUUGAUUCUGCUGGCCUGGAUUCGAUCUCCCAGUCCUGUUCGAGCUUCAGGAUCUGAGGCUUACGUGACUCUUCUCUACGGCGAUGAGUUUCUGCUCGGUGUUCGUGUUCUCGGAAAAUCGAUCCGUGACACCGGAUCGACCAAGGACAUGGUUGUUCUUGUUUCUGAUGGCGUUUCGGAUUAUGCUAAGAAGCUCCUCCAGGCUGAUGGUUGGAUUGUGGAGCUUAUUAGUUUACUGGCAAACCCUAAUCAAGUGCGGCCAAAGAGAUUUUGGGGUGUCUACACAAAGCUAAAAAUAUUUAACAUGACCAACUACAAGAAAGUUGUAUAUCUUGAUGCUGAUACUAUUGUUGUUAAAAGUAUUGAGGAUCUCUUUAAAUGCGGGAAAUUCUGUGCUAAUUUGAAGCAUUCUGAGAGGCUGAAUUCAGGGGUCAUGGUAGUGGAACCGUCUGAAACAGUCUUCAAUGAUAUGAUGAGCAAAGUUAAGACUUUGCCGUCUUACACUGGAGGAGAUCAGGGCUUUCUGAAUUCAUACUACACUGGAUUUGCCAGUGCACAUGUUUUUGACCCAGAUUUAUCACCUGAAGAGCGGAAUGCUAGACCAGUUCCGAAAAUGGAACGGCUGUCCACGCUAUACAAUGCUGAUGUUGGUCUUUACAUGCUUGCUAACAAGUGGAUGGUAGAUGAAGAAAAACUCCGUGUUAUUCACUACACACUUGGCCCCCUUAAACCAUGGGAUUGGUGGACGUCUUGGCUUCUAAAACCUGUUGAUGUCUGGCAGAAUGUCAGGGAACAGCUUGAGGGAUCUCUUCCUGGAACUGAAGGGGGCAGAAAUCCUAAUGAUACAAUUCUAGUCAAAUUUCUUUUCCUGAUUCCAUUGCUUGCUCUUCUUUUCUGUUACUAUAGGUCUUUUCUUCAGACACGAGAGUUCUUUGGUUCAUUUUGCAGAACAACAUUGUGUGAUCCUCUUAGACACCUUUAUUAUAAAUUCAGAUCUGGUGGUGCACUUCCUUAUUCUAGUGUUUCUUCCUCAUCCACCAUUAAUUCUAAUCAACAGUUCUCUAAUGGUGCACAGUCUAAGGUUCCGGUUUAUUUGGGCGGAAUUUCUGUUGUCAUAUGUUUUAUGGUUGCUGUGGUCUCUCUCGCACUUGCACUUUCAGUUGUCCCCCGGCAAGUGAUGCCAUGGACUGGUUUGCUCCUGAUGUAUGAGUGGGCAUUCACAAGCUUCUUUCUGUUAUUUGGAGGUUAUCUCCAUUUGAUUUAUCAAUGGGGAAAGAUGACUGCAAGUCAAGCAGGAUCCUUCGCUUCUCGGCCCGUGUCUGCUGAUUAUGAUUCUGGCAAAGGUCAUCAGCGACAGGUGUCUUCUUGUGAUGCUGCUACAUGGUAUUAUGGGUUAGGAAUGGCAUUUCUAGCAGUUGCUGCUCCCUCUUUGCCAUGUGUUUUUGGUGUCACUGCUCUAUUUUUGAGGUUAGGUUUGAUAGCUGUUGGAGCCUUAAUAUUGGCAUCUUUCAUGACUUACGCUGCAGAGCAUCUUGCAAUUAGGUCAUUCGUGAAAGGCCUUGAAGAUCGAGACACUCCACGGUCAAGAAGUGUAUGUUUUUUAUGUUAAUGAUCUAACGGACAAGUGGCUGUUUCUUUCAAUCUUAAUUUACUUCAAAUUCAUUUCCUUAACUUCGUUUAUUGCCCUAUGUGUUAUUUGUAAAAUAUUGCUAGGGAUUUUGAGUUUGGAAAUGUUAUUUCCACGGGGUUUCCGUGUAAUCUCCUUUGGGAAUCAAUUGGUGAUGAUCUUAAUAUUUGUAUGAGCAUUCCCGAGCCCCUCCGAUCAAUGAGAAAAAGAAAUAGAUGUGUUCUUGAUAA